AUGUGGUCAGCGUAUACCAUUUUGAUAUGGGCAAUCGUAGUUUAUAUUGCCUGUCUUCUAUUGGUCAAUGCCAUUCCACGUGUGAAGGUAAGAGCUUUCCGAUGGAUGGCCAUCUGUGGUGUCUCUUUUAGACUCCCGAAUGCGAAGAUAUCCAUUGGAAGACUUGGCUUGAAGUUCAAUCCCUCAUGGUCUUUCGAUACGCCGUUCCGCUUUCUUGUGGUGGAUAUUGCUAAAGUGGUGAUUGUGCAGACUUCGUCCUCGGAUGACAAGAAAUCAGCCCAGAAGCCUUCCAAAAGCUGUGGCUCUUGCUCGGACCUAGAGUGCGUAUCUUUCAAAAUUCCCAAAUGGCUCUAUUCUAUAUUCUUUCGGAAAGGCUGGAUCAACGAAAUCGGUCUCCAUGUUUCCCAGAUCAGCUACAAUCACAAUGCAAUGGGCGAGCAAAAGUCAUUUUUUAUUGAUUACCUCAAAUUGGAGAACACUUUUCACCUGUCAAAAUCCACGAUUAGCUUCACAGUGUCGGCUCUUGAUGGAUAUUUGAGAGCAGGCACUGAUGGACCAGAAGUUCGACUCUUUCACAACUUGGAAAUCCAAGCAAGAAGUGCCCUCACUCUUGAUAAUAACAACAGUCGCUCUUUGCUUAUGAAAGUUUCCAAUUUCGAGUUUCUCUUAGCCUUUGGUAGCUUGAAGGUGCCGGAGUUGUCAUCUUUCAUAAAAACCAACAAAGCACACAAGGAUCCUGUUUCGGUCAAACCUCUACCAUCGAAAGAGGAAUUAUUAAUGAAAUUCACCAAGGCACUAAGCCUUGUGGAUUUGAUCUCUUCAGUUCUGAUUAAAGUUGAAGAAAGUACCAUCUCAUAUCACGAUGUUAAAGUCUUGUCCUCGAGCUAUUCGUUGAGUUUAACAAAAGAUAAAUCAUACAAACAAGAGACAAAGAUCAGACUCUACUCCAAUGUCACUUCUGCUAAAAUCUAUCACAUAGGGCUGAAAUGCCUUGAGAUCCCAUCGUUCUCUCACAUUUUAGAAGUGAAUCUAACGGAUGCAUAUCGUGCGAGAGACACAGAAAACUCGGAUAAAUUUUUUAUAGACGUAUCCACUACGUUCACUAUGAUGAAUCCAAUUUUGAAUAUAUUCUUUGACCAAUUCGAUCUCCUCUGGGAUGCUUCGAAUGCUCAUCAACAAUGCCGCAACGCUAAAAAGAAAGCGCCAAAAGUGGCACCAAAGGAUAUUCUUGCAAAAUAUCAGAAGUGGUUAAUGAUGUUGCGUAGGGUUUCCUUCAAGUUAGCUGUGGUAGAUUUGAAGGGAACUCUCCACAUGCCUGAAGUUCAUACAGAAAAAUUCGAAAGACAGUCCAUCAACAAUGUGGUGUCUAAUGCCGAGUUAAAAGCUUUCACCAUCAAGUCUUCAACAAAAAGUCUCUCUAAUUUGCUCAUGCAAAAGAAGUCUGGUUGUACCAAUAAUGUCUUCAGGAGCUACCUCAAAAUCAAAAACUUAUCUAUUGAUGUCGAGAAAAAUGCAUUACACCUCUCUCGUUGUAACGCCCUUGUCUCAUAUUGCGUGGAAGAAAAUCUGUAUCUGCUUAAUGUGAGGUACAAACGGCUUUGGAUAAAGUCUGUAAAUACAAUGAUUUUCCAUGUGAUUCGAAGAAUCCGAGAAGCCAGAAUUACCCAUAAAAAUUCUGCCUGUGCUCAAUUGUCCGUAUCGCAACAAGAGGGCCGAACCACCGAGGCUAAAAGUAUUCCCCAUACUGAGUCAGAGCUUCUAGACUUGUUUUCGAUUUUGCCUCCUAACAUUGGAUCCAUCAAGCUAAGAGGCUCCUACCUUCUGGCUUAUAUCAUUUGUAAUGAUAUGCUCCCCUCAUUUGAGUUCUACGAUAAGAAUUUAAACGAACAGGUGGAUUUAGGCAAAAUUAAAAGAGGUGUUUCCGUAUCGCUUGACGAGCUUAAUAUUCUCUACAAUAAGUUGGAUAAAGAUGUUCAGCUUUCAACAAAAAAUAUCGAAGCUAGCACUUUGAGUGACUCUUCCUCCGAGUUUAUACACGGACGAGGGGGAUACACCAACGAUGCUGAAGCUGAUGAUAUUUCAAGCAUUGAUUCCGAUCUCAACACUUUGAACUCGUUCAAUUGCGAGAAGGAAGUCAACAUAGUACAACAAGUUUUGACAAUUCCUGAUUGCAGUGUGACCAACUUGUCAGGUGAAAAUAACCGCAUGUUGCUUCUGAUACCGGAAAUUGACGCCAAAGUUGACAUCUUUUUAAUUUGGUGUGUUCUUUAUGCUCAGAUUCUUCUUGAAAUGGUUGCGCCAAAGAUUGAAAGAACUUUUACAGAAGAACAAGAAAAACAGUUGGAUAAUAAUUCAAAAUAUCUCUUGUUUGAUGUUCAUGUUUCCUCUUUGGCAGUGGUAGCCCAAAUACCGCAUGAUGUCGACGUUCUAUUCGAGCUUGAUAACGUAGACCUUACGAACAUUUUGAGGGCCCCUCAAUGCCAAAUAAACCACUGCAGGCUCUAUUGUAUAAACCCGAGUACGAAACUCUGGUCUCGGUUAUUUACAGUAUCUGAGUUUUCUGUGAACUUGGACGCUGCUUCGCAGUUGUCUAUAUCUCUAACUUCACGUACUGUCAGACUCAACAUUCCGUUCCAAUUUUUGGUAUACACCGUGAUCGAUAAUCUCAUCACCAUGGCAAAAGCUGCCCGGCAAAUCCGGCUCAACUUCAAAAAUUUGUCUCAGAGUAUCCAUGACUUCACAAGUUUCCCCGUUCAUACCAUGGAAGCUGUCAAAUUACCUCAUAUUCAAUGGAAAACCAAAACAUUUGGAUUGACGGUAGAAAAUGAUGCUUUUGAGACUGAGCUUGCUAUUAUCUACGAAUUGGGAAUGAUAGAGCAAAUUGAUCGCCAUAGAAAGAUGGCUUUGUUCGAAGCAGAAGCUCAAAAGGUUCGUGCAAAAGCUGCAGAUCGAUUAUCAAAAGAAACUCCUGAGCCAAAUAGGUUUGUUGCUCGUAGAAGAACACGGACUAACACGUCCAAGAAACUUACGGAGAUACUAACCCUUGGCCUACAAAAUCAUUGUCAUACCGAAGGUACCAAAGAACCACCAGUGCCUAUACAAGAAGAUCAAGAGUUAUCUAGUGAAUCGUUCGACAGUCCUAUAGCUUCGAGAGAAAUGGAGCCAGAAAAUGAGACAGAUAACGAGCCAGAAAAUCAGCCUAUUUUCACUGAAGAGUUGGCUGAGAAAGAGAUUGAAAUGGCCAGAGAUCGUUUGCUCGCUGAUUUUUCUUCGGCUUGGAUUCACAAGUAUCAAGUGUUCAAGAGAGCCAAGUUGAGACUAUGGAGAGCUCGUGGGGACAAGACCUGGGGCUCUGACCGUGUUCGAGAAUCUCUCGCUAAAAAAUAUUCAAUUCAAGAAUAUGCUCCUGGUCCACCUCAAAUGUACAUGAUUUUCAAAGACUUUGACAUCUCAGUACAAGAUCCAAAGCUCCCCGAUAUCCACGACUUCUUGCACAAGUAUGGCAAGGGUACCCCAAAGCUUGACUACUCUAUUCUUGUGCCAGCAUUAGUACAAAUCAAGAGUGCUUUUGUGUAUGCUGGUGCCAAGGACUUUUUAUUACCAAUUCUCUCAUUUCCUUUGAACAGCGAUUUUGGAAAACCUGUGUUUGAUUUCAAAGGAACCUUUGUGGUGAAUGAAAAGCUCGUUGCCAUUCCUGAGGAGCUCAGACAUAUCUACAUACCAUUCUCACCAGCUGUAGCGGAAAUCCAUCUUGAGAAUAACUUCUAUGGCUCUGAUGUUAUCAGAACCUUGACGCCAGUCAAAUUUAUGUUCCAAUUGGAUAUAAAUUUGACUACGGACAGAGCUUGUGUCAUGAGUUGGAAUAAAUCGUAUCAAUCUACCCUCCUGAGCGCAAUGCUGGCUCUUGAUAAUUUUACCAAACCGGAGAUAGAUGACAGUCCUCUUGGCUGGUGGGACAAGCUAGCCUUGAAUGCUCAUGGUAAGGUUCGGUUCAAUAUAAAGAAUGAACUCUGUUUGCAUAUCAAAAGCUCUCUUUCGCCGUAUGCCCUUUCAGCAGAGAAUUCUGGAUUCGUCUUUUCGUGGAAGGAUAACGUACAACUUAAGAUAAACGAGUCAGAAGAUCCGAAGGAGUUUUUACUCCUUGAAAGUGAUGGCUUCGUUUUGGGAAUACCGAAUUAUUCUCUUCCUGAAAGGGGGUCUUGGAGUCUUCUUUACGCAGAUCUAGAUGAGUUUACAGCCAAUGAUGACAUGGAAAGCCGAAAAUUCCAGAAGGAGGUCAUGAAAUUGACAUCUGAUGAACGAGUAGUCUGGAGACUUGGAGUUCUAUUCGAACGAAACGUCAAUGAGAACCUGGGUGAUUUGAGCGGAAAUAUGAAACGAACUAACAAGUUUAAGCCGCAUUGGGAUGUCUGCGUUACUGGCCCCAUGUACGAAUACCAUCCGGAUUCGUUCAUAGGUUAUCGCUCAGAGUAUCUUCAUUUUGCCGUGUCUGUCACCUCCAACUCAAAGAAAGGGAAUUCUUACAACUACGCAUAUCUAUCUCCAAUGACUAUGAAAUAUUUCUUUGUGUGGUGGAAUACUUUAACAGACUCUAUUUCAUUGCCAAUUCGUGAGGGACUGCUUUUCACUAGAGAAGCAAAGAAGUCUUCUUCCAUAAAAUUUGGACCUCACCUUUUCACAUUCAAGUAUCAAUUGAUUCUUGAACCACUCGUCAUAUCAUACAUGGUAUUGUCGAGUGGAAGUCAAGAACAGAAUCACAGGGUGAUUGGAACUGGAAUUAAAGGAAAGUUCUCCAGUUGCAUCAUCGAUCUACAUCAACGAAAAGAGGUGGCUAGAUACAUUAAUGACAAACUUGGAAUAGACAAGAAGGUCCGCAAAUUGAAAAUGAAUGCCGGUGAAAUUGACGUCUCUGAUGCAGAUAUACGAUUGGUUCAAGCUCAGUUCAGUGACGUUUCGCUUUAUGGAAAGCUCUUAUCCUAUUUUACGGGAGAGACUAAUACUUUGAUAGGAGUUGAUCUGUUCGCCAGUGAGAGACUGGCCCUGCGAGCAAUGCCACAUGGAUUACAUUUCUUUAAGGGAAAUACAGAUAGUGAUGUUGACUAUCUGUGGAUUGACUUAAAUGAUUUCGUCGAACUUGAGUAUGGCGAGAUUCUUUCACCAGACCCUCUGGUCAAAGUUGUUCCAUUUUUCCAAUAUCCAAAGCUUAAUUACUAUAGAGAAUUCACUACAGAAUCUCAAACCAAGUAUCCUUUUGGAAGUGAGCCCUCACACACUUGCAGAAUCGGAUCUAAUUCUCCGAGAAAAGUUCAAGCUGAUAUUCUUCUUCGCAAAGUCACGAAAACCAGGUCCGAAAUUACUCAGAAUGAAGCAGUUUUAGAACAUAUUCUUUCUCGAAACUCAUCGGAUAAUGCAGAGACCGUUUCGCUCAAGCAGGCAAUUGAUACAGGCAAAGCUAAGAUGGAGAAAUUACAGGUCAAGUACGAUACCUUAGCUGACACUACUUCUUAUAGAGCUGGUUCAAUUGACGAAGAAUCACUCAAAGACGGCACAUCUAUUUGCAAAUCUACGACUCAAUCUGAGUCCAUUCAUGAGAGCAUAAACUUAUUGGAAGCUGCAAGUGAAAUGACGAAGACAGAAGCUUCGAACAACGAAUACCACAAUAGGUUUUUGAUCCAUAAUUUGCGAAUGAAAUGGAACAAUGAAGUCAAAGAGUUCUUCACCACCUUCUUAUCACUUCUUGGAGACAAGAGAAGUAUUCAUUUGUCAAUGUCAACCAAAGCUGUCAAGUUGGUGGAGAAUAUUCUCAAAAACUUGCCAAAGGAUGAUUCAAAGGAAGCGCCAAAGCCGAUGCCAAAGCAAGCCCUCAAGUGCGGUGAUGAUGUCAUUCAAGCUUUUGAGAGCUACAUGAAUGAAGUGAAAUCACAUGAGCACGAAUUAGAGCAUAAUUACCUUGUUAAGUUCAUAAGACCUCAAAUUCAGCUACAAAGUGACGCUGAUCGAUCUUCAUGCACUAUUCUUACGGCUAAUGACAUUGAGCUUCGCAUAGCCUCGCUCAACAUUGAGGGAACAAGUGUUAUUAUACAUGAUGAUGCGAAAGAGAUGUCAUUAAUAGAGACAAGACAUGGUGUUUUACUCAAAGAUACGUUUGUUUAUGUUUUUGACUCCGCAGAGAAUCAGGGUCAGGAGACCCAUCCAGUCGAUUCAUAUUCCGGUGACACAUCAUCUUGGCCCCCUUGGAUUGAUGUUGAAGACUGCGAAGAAGGAACCUUGCAAAAAAAUCUAGUCGUAGAGAAGACAACGAUGGCAAUUUCCAUGACAAAGCCAAACAUGCUUUCAAUGGAAAUUUCACUGCAAAAAACUCGAUCUAGUGAAUUGGUUGUUCAUCUAGCAAAAAUGGUUAUAAAUGCAACAUCCUCGCAAUAUUCCGCAAUUUACUUCAUUAUGAUCGAUCUUAUUAUGGGCGGCAAGGAAACAAAGAAUUUCUUGAGGGAACGGGUCAAGCAAAUCAUUGCUGUUUCAGAAGUAUCUGAUUUUUUGGAUACUUCUAAAAAAUUGAAAAGUUUGCAAGAAAACAUUAAAGUGUGCAGACGUCUUCUUUUGAAGAUCAACGAGUACACUGGUGCCAUUUCUGACUUCCAUCAACGCGAACGUGACUAUUUACGUCUAGAAAUUGAGAAGAUGAAAAUUGAACUCAUCAUUUUAAUACGAAGUAUUGAGUUUAUUGGCUCCAAGAGUUCUACAAAGGCCGCAAUGAUGAAUUGGUCACUCAUGGCUGAUCAAAUCAUUAUCCAUUUGCUCAACGAUGACCGAGCUCCAUUGGUUGAUCUAGCGCUCGCAAGCUCGCAUUUCACUCGUGUCGAGGCACAUGACGGCUCAAAUUGGAAUCUGGUCGAGGUGUCUAUGAUGCAAGGGUUCAAUUUGCAACCAAAUACGCCUUACCCAGUUCUACUUAGUCCGUUGUCUCAAAAUGGCGAGACACCAAAGUACAUGUCGUCGAUGAUCAAGAUGAGUUGGCUUAUGCUUUCUCCUGUCGGAGGCAUAAGGGUGAUGAGUGAUGCAAAGCUUCAAAUCCAACCCUUGCACGUGCAAUUGGACUAUGAUACAGCAACAAAACUUGUAACUUACCUUUUCCCCAAGGAAGAUCCCACUAAAGAAAGUCCUGUCACACCAAAUUCAUCCAAUAGCGAUGGUUCUGACCCUGAUGAUGUGAGUUUCGAUAGCGCCAAUAGCUCUGCUAUAUCGAGCUCGCAAUUCGCGAACAAGUUCAGACAAAUUCUCCGAAAACGAGAUGACAGUACAGAUAUGAGCUCUGAACAUAGUGCUCGGAGUAGCCGUCAUCGUUCGAGCCCCAGCUAUGACGCAUCAGGUUCCAGAGGCAUGGAUUCCAAACCUGAUUCCAAGACUGAAUCAAGAUCUGAAUCCAAGACCGAAUCCAAAAUGAGCUCGCAAACAUCCCGUUCAACUGCGACGAAUUCAUCCAAAUGGAAGAAGGUGCUACUCAGAAAGUCAAGAGAGGAACACCACUCAGACGAGAUUCUGUUGAUCAUGAACAGGUCGUCCACUUAUUUUGUUGUGGGAGAUUUCCAGGUACUGAAAUUCAAACUCUGCCUUAGUUUCAGGGCGCCAAAACAUCUCAACAUUAUUGAUGUUCAUAAUCUUACGUUGUCGAUUCCUCGCAUUCACUAUUCAGACAAGACAUGGAGCAGUCAAGAUUUCAUUUCGCAACUACAAAAAGACUUGAUCAAAAUAGUUCUUGCCCAUACCGGUAAAAUUAUUGGCAAUAAAUUUCGACACAGGCAUCGCGAGGUUGGCUCUACACCCCUCAAGCAAAUUGCUAACUACUCACAGUUCAUGACUGUGUCUGAAUUACAAAGCGAGGGGCGGACUGAGGAUGAACGCCUCAACAGUCAAGGCAAUCUUAGCCGAUCUGCUUCAAAGAAAUAG
Molecule: messenger RNA, 7944 nt
Organism: Australozyma saopauloensis
Lineage: Eukaryota; Fungi; Ascomycota; Pichiomycetes; Serinales; Metschnikowiaceae
Exons: 1
Coding region: 1-7944 (2647 amino acids)
Source: RefSeq, a predicted model, not a curated record